Nothobranchius furzeri (turquoise killifish) is the source of this 4818-nucleotide messenger RNA. RefSeq names its product guanylate cyclase 2D, retinal (gene gucy2d). The record is from RefSeq and is a predicted model, not a curated record. Gene Ontology annotation, cellular component: plasma membrane. Lineage: Eukaryota; Metazoa; Chordata; Actinopteri; Cyprinodontiformes; Nothobranchiidae. Gene Ontology annotation, molecular function: adenylate cyclase activity; guanylate cyclase activity; protein kinase activity. Gene Ontology annotation, biological process: protein phosphorylation; receptor guanylyl cyclase signaling pathway; intracellular signal transduction.
AUGGAAAAUCAGAGAGACCCUCCCUGUCUGCACAACCUUGCCUACCACCCGCGAUGGCGGCACCGCUCUGUCAAAGUAUUACGAAAAAGGCAUAUAUGGACAGUUGUUGCAGAGAGUUUUAGCAGGUUUAGUAAGUUUGGAUUAUUAUCAUCAUCAAAAUUACCAUUGCCAUCAAACACUGUGCAGCACACCAGAACAUGGAGGGGGAACUGGUUUCUUCUGUUAUUACUCACAAUCUUAUUAUACCCCUGUCAAGUCUGGGCAACUACAUUCAAAGUGACCCUGGUUGGACCCUGGACUUGUGACCUCUUAUACUCUAAGGCGCUACCUGACUUGGCGGCCCGCCUUGCCACCAGCCGCAUAAACAAGAACCCCUACCUCAACAAAGGCUACUGGUAUGACUACACUCUGAUUAAUGAGGACUGCAAGGCAACCCGAAGUCUUGUUCGCUUUGCUGAUCUGGAAAGUUACGGGGCUGCUUUCCUGGGCCCUGCAAACUCCGGUUACUGCUCUUCAACUGCUUUGUAUGCCAAAGAGUGGGAUGUUGGAAUUUUAUCCUGGGGUUGUCUCAACCCUGAUAUAAAAACAGGAAACAUGUAUCGUACCUUCCUGAGGCCACUUCCAUUGUCCUCCCAAGUACUUUUCACUGUGUUGAGGUACUUCCAUUGGGCCCAUGUGGCCAUCAUCUCAGAGGAGACAGAUGUGUGGGAGUCCACCGGGCAUGAGUUGGCCUCUUCACUAAGGACUCUUGGCCUGCCUGUCAACCCUGUAGUCACAAUGGAGGCUGACAAGGAAGGGCCUCGGAGAGCUCUGACUAAAAUACGAGAAGCAGACAGAGUCAGAGUGAUCAUCAUGUGCAUGCCUUCUGUGCUGAUUGGUGGCCAAGCCCAGUAUAAGCUCCUGACAACAGCCUUAACAAUGCGUAUGAUAGACCGCGGUUAUGUGUUUAUUCCUUACGACACUCUUCUGUAUUCACUACCUUACAAAGACACGUACUACUAUCAGCUUGGGAAUGACACCAGGCUCCGUAAAGCCUAUGACGGGGUUCUCACCAUCACAAUGGAAUCUGGAGAGCGUAAUUUCUACGAGGCCUUCAGAGAUGCUCAGGACAACUUUGAGAUACGAAGCAGCACGCCGCCAGAGCAGGUUUCUCCUUUCUUUGGCACCAUUUACAACAUGAUGUACUUCAUAGCCAUGGCUGCAGAGCAGGUCCGUUUAGACAGAGGCCGCUGGGUCACAGGUCAAAUGCUGAGCCAAAGUGAAGGUGGCUUUGAGUUUGAAGGGUUCAAUCAGCACCUGCAGGCUGGAAAGAAUGGUGAAGGGAUGCAGGCUAGUUAUGUGGUCCUGGACUACAGUGGCAUGGGCAACACACUCUACUCCACACACUUUCUUCAUGCUACUCACACAGAUGGAGAGACCGGCGGCUUGAAAUAUCUGGGUCGUUCAAUCCACUUUGCAGGGAGCACUCCCUCCAAAGACUCAAGCUGCUGGUUUAGUCCAUACUUUGCCUGUUCUGGAGGCAUGGAUCCAGUCACACUCUUCUUUCUGUUUGUCCUGUUAGUUCUGUUUGCUGGAUUUGUAAUAAACAUAUUUCUCCAUCUGAAAAAAGGCAGAGUUGGGUUUAGCUUUGGAGGCGAUGGAAGCAGCGGUGCUUCAAAGGUUGUCUUGACUCUGGAUGAUCUGGUCUUCAUCAAUACUCAAGUCAGCAAACGGAAGCUAAACGAUGAAAGUAUAAUGAAAAGCCAAGGGGACAUGAAGACACCUCACCACUCAGUGUCUGGUCGCAGCUACUUAGCCUCUUCCCCAGACAGCUCCAAUGUCGCCGUGUUUGAGGGUGAUUGGGUUUGGUUGAAGAAGUGUCCCACGGGAACGGUGUCAAGUGUCAGUAACAGCACUGAAGUGGUUUUUGUGAAGCUCAGAGAGAUGAGGCAUGAAAACCUAAAUCUGUUCCUGGGACUGUUCUUUGACUCCGGGAUCUUUGGCGUUGUGACUGAGCACUGUACCAGGGGCAGCUUGGAAGAUCUGUUGGCCAAUGAAGAAGUGCGUCUGGACUGGAUGUUCAAGUCUUCCUUGUUAAUGGAUCUGAUCCGGGGAAUGAAAUACCUUCAUCAUCGGGACAUCAUCCACGGACGGCUCAAAUCCCGUAACUGUGUGGUGGACGGGCGCUUUGUGCUGAAGGUGACAGAAUACGGCUUCAAUGAAAUUCUGAUCGCACAAGACAUCGACUUAGAUGAGGAAAAGCCUGAAGACCUGCUUUGGACGGCCCCGGAGCUGCUGCGAAACUCAAAUGAGAGGAGGAGAGGCACUUUCUGUGGAGAUGUCUACAGUUUUUCCAUUGUUGUGCAGGAGGUCAUUUCUCGCUCUACACCUUUCUGCAUGCUGGACAUGCCCCCAAAGGAGAUCAUCAACAAGGUGAAAAACCCUCCUCCUCUGUGUCGACCCAUUAUCUCAGUGGAAGAGGCUCCUUUAGACGUAAUACAGUUAAUGAAACAGGCCUGGAGCGAAGAGCCGGAGAAGAGACCAAACUUUGAGGACAUUUUCAAGCAGUUCAAGUGCAUCACAAAGGGAAAAAAGACCAACCUGAUAGAUUCGAUGCUGCGGAUGUUGGAACAGUACUCCUCCAACUUAGAGGAUCUGAUCAGAGAGAGGACAGAGGAGCUGGAGGUGGAGAGACAGAAAACAGACCAGCUGGUGGCUCAGAUGUUGCCCAAGUCUGUUGCCCAGGCGCUGAAGUUGGGGAAACCUGUGGAGCCGGAGCACUUUAGUGAAGUCACGCUUUACUUCAGUGACAUCGUGGGUUUCACCACCAUCUCAGCUCUCAGCGAGCCCAUCGAGGUGGUCGACCUUCUCAAUGACCUCUACUCGCUGUUCGAUGCUAUUAUUCCCCUGCACGAUGUCUACAAGGUGGAAACCAUUGGAGAUGCCUACAUGGUGGCUUCAGGAGUUCCCACCAGAAAUGGGAACCGCCACGCAGCUGAAAUGGCCAACAUGUCCCUGGAUAUUCUCCAUUGCAUUGGAACCUUCAAGGCGAGACACAUGCCUGACAUAAAAAUCAGGAUACGUAUUGGCCUGCACUCUGGCCCAGUCGUGGCAGGUGUAGUUGGCCUAACAAUGCCUAGAUACUGUCUGUUUGGAGACACAGUCAACACAACAUCUCGAAUGGAGUCCACAUCGUUGCCUUACAGAAUCCACGUCAAUCAAACCACCGUUAACCUCCUGAACGACUUGAAAAUGGGAUAUCAGAUUCAAAUCAGAGGCCUGACAGAGUUAAAGGGAAAAGGAGUUGAGACCACAUACUGGUUGGUGGGGAAAGACGAUUUCCACAAGGCUCUUCCAGUCCCAAUAGAAGUUAAAGAUUUGGGGGUCAACCAUGGGAUCGGUUUGGAGGAGAUUCCCGUCGACAGAAGGCAGAAAUUCCUAGAUCGACAGAAGAAAACAAACUAACUGGAGGUUUUCGUAUACUUUAAAGAAAACACAAACCAGAUCAGUGACUGUGUGUCUCACUUUUUUGAUGUGGCUUCACCAGAAUUGUAUCUCCAAAGCAAAUUUUCCUUUUUACGUUUUCUCUAUUUGUAGUUUUAACAGGGCAAUGCCACAAUAAAUCCUGCAUUUUUACAGUUUCCUUCCCACCAAAACACAUAAAUACAGCAACAUUUUAGGGGCGGAGUCACGUUACAGGUCAGACGUGUGUGUUUGUGUAUGUACCAGACGUUGUGCACUGUGGAGGUAAAACAUGGUUUGUUAAUUUAGAAACGGAUUCAUAUCUGGUCUAAAAGGACAUGAUUGAUUUGUUUUUCUGUUACUAUUCGACCACUGGGGAUUAAAAUUAAAACAAAUGAUUCCCAAAGAACUUUUUCAGGAGUGGAAUUUAUCACCAUCAUUUUUUGAACCUAUAAACAUAACUUUAAAUACCUUUUUUUUUUAAAUCCAGCCCUGAUUGGUUGCAUUUUCUGGUUUCCCUUUCAGUCAACAUUCGACACUCUGCAUGCACGCCUGAAAUGUUCAGCACAGACUUCUAACUUAUAUCUAUUCUGCAAUGAUGCACAGAGAGUUUAAUGAUGAAUAAGUCUGUAAUGUUAUGCUUCAGCAGGCUGAACUGUUUCUUUGUGUCUGUUUUCCAACCAAACAGUCACGUUUCGCCAUUUUUUUGUAUAUACUGUAAAUGUGUGCUUUGCUUCCUGCACUGUUGGGAGCAUUUUUCAGUUUCUUUUGAGCUUCAGACAGAAACUGAGACAAAUGAAACACAGGAGCUCAAUCUCAUUGUGUUCAAACAGCAAGAAGCUGCAUCGCUGGACUAAUUCUGGAGUACUGAAAGGCGGACGAUGUCAGGAUGGGAAUUCGCUCUAAAAUCAAACUGCACACCUCUUGGCUUCUUCUCCCCCCUUUUUUACUUGGCAGCUUGCUGCUGAUCACUUUCGACCUCUACUGAAUUGCUGAAGUAGCUGACUGUAUGGCAUAAAAAACAAAAACUGAUGACGUAAUUAUCAGGUUGCUUGUGGUGUAUUCUUUCACAUCAUUAACUGUUUAGUGGUAUUGGCUGUUCAAGCAUAAAGAAACCCAUGAAAACGAGGACUCGUGCGGUCCUGAAACAAAAGAGAAGGGGUCUGCAUGUUUCUUUAAUUGAUGGGUAUCGCAAAAUCUACAAAAUGACUAUUCCUGUUUUUUAGCUGAUGACUGUCUUUGCAACUUUUUUUAGAUUUAUAAUCAAUUUGCCAAACAGAUAGAUCACAUCAAAACUGAAUGGGGCUCAUUGUUCAUUUUGAAAGUGAUCUCAGUGUGUUUCUGUAAAUAAAUAAUGGUUUUAGUGAAGACUGUGUG